AGCCAGCUCCUCUCUACUCCGGAAGUUCAAGAAAUAGAAAAAACAAAGGUCAGCAGAGAUCUACAGCUUUUUUAAAUUCAGUAGUGAACUUUUCAUCCAAUAUUUGUGUAAAUGUAUUAAAAAAAAGAACAUAUUAUUCAAUACGAAAGAGCGACAUGGUAUACUCCGAUUUCGCUCGAAUAAACGAAGAACAUAGUGACGUGGAAUAAUCGAAAUUGCGUCAGACAAUCUCAUUCUACAUUGUAUUGUCAAUGGUAUAAGAAUAUUCUGGAAAGAUUCAUCGAAUAUACAAAGGAAAAAAUAAUUUAUAUUUAUAAGAUGGCAGAAAUUACAAAAAAUUACAUUAGCACAUUACAAGAGCUGUCAACGAAAAAAGGAUUUGAAGAAACAAAAAAGAAGCCAAGCAUGAUGCUGCAAGAAAUAUGCUAUUGGCUACAAAUAAUCUAAUUUCGUUCCCAGUAGUUACUUCAUCAAUUACAAACGUACCACAAAAUCCUACAACAGUUUACAGUACUCCAAAUGAACAGAUACUACAAAAUCCUGCAAAAGUUUACAAUACUCCAAAUGAGCACGUACCACAAAAUCCUACAACAGUUUACAGUACUCCAAAUGAACAGAUACUACAAAAUCCUGCAAAAGUUUACAAUACUCCAAAUGAGCACGUACCACAAAAUCCUACAACAGUUUACAGUACUCCAAAUGAACAGAUACUACAAAAUCCUGCAAAAGUUUACAAUACUCCAAAUGAGCACGUACCACAAAAUCCUACAACAGUUUACAGUACUCCAAAUAAACAAAUACUACAAAAUCCUGCAAAAGUUUACGAUACUCCAAAUGAGCACGUACCACAAAACCCUGUAAAGGUUAUCGAUACUCUAGAUGACUACUUUAAUUACAUUGGAAUGUUACAAGAGCUUUGCCAACAACAUGAAAUAUCAAUGAAAACGCCUCAGUAUAAACUUCUCCAUGAGGAUGGAUUACCUCACUCGAAAAUAUUUGUUGUAGAAGUCAGCUUGGGAUCACUAUGUGAAACAGGCUCGGCAAAAUGUAAGAAGACUGCUAAACAAUGCGCUGCAAAAAAAAUGCUACAACGUCUGAAUCCAGAUAUAAUAUUUGAUAAAAACACACGUAAGACCGACGUGUAUAAGGAGAUACUUAAGGAUAAUAUACAAGAAUUAAGUACCAAAAUAAUAGAAUGUGCUAACAUUAAAGAAGAUACUUUAUCAGAGGACAAGAAACGAUCAGAGGACAAGAAACGAUCAGAAGAAGCAGAGUCGCUCUAUUUGAAAUCUAAAAAAAUUAGUACAAUCAAUAAAGAAAUCAAUCCCUUAUCACUCAAUAACUUACAUUUGUUAUUUAAACAGAAUUACUCGAAUAAAAUUCCAAAUAGUUUGAAAGAAAAAAUGCAGAUUAUAAAGGACAAAUACUUUGAUCGUUCAGAUAUCAUGACUCGGAUCAGAAAAGAGAUAGAAACAGUAUUAAAAGUUGAGAUACAACAAAUCAAUGCAUGCAGCAAAUCAAAGAACCACUUGAUAUGCUUACGCUUGUUAUCCGAACCUUGUAUUACGCAAUUCGGCAUAAGUGAGAGUAUAACUAUAGCAGAGUGUCGCGCAAUGUAUAAUCUCAUAGAAGCUAUUUUAAUUUUUAUUAAUUAAUUUUGAACGAGUUUGAAUGUUCUAAUUUUAUAUGUAUGUAUA
Messenger RNA from Cyphomyrmex costatus, 1697 nucleotides. RefSeq lists its product as uncharacterized. Gene Ontology annotation, biological process: regulation of regulatory ncRNA processing; siRNA processing. NCBI's taxonomy places the organism in Eukaryota, Metazoa, Arthropoda, Insecta, Hymenoptera, Formicidae. The record is from RefSeq and is a predicted model, not a curated record. Gene Ontology annotation, cellular component: RISC-loading complex; cytoplasm; RISC complex. The transcript has 4 exons. Bases 423 to 1655 code for a protein of 410 amino acids. Gene Ontology annotation, molecular function: double-stranded RNA binding; siRNA binding.